Molecule: messenger RNA, 900 nt
Organism: Daphnia carinata
Lineage: Eukaryota; Metazoa; Arthropoda; Branchiopoda; Diplostraca; Daphniidae
Exons: 1
Coding region: 1-900 (299 amino acids)
Source: RefSeq, a predicted model, not a curated record
AUGGCUGCAGUUCAGAACGCGCUCAGUAACGUGGAAGACACUACGGAAAUGGCCAAUCCCUUUAUUGUUCGUUCACCCAUUCUUUCUUCAUCCCUUUCUUCUUUACCUGUCCCACCUACCUCCACCGCCACUCUUACCUACACCCUGUUGAGUCGCAGUAGGUCACCUAUGAUUUUCUCUUCUGUUUCAUCCCAAUCUUCUUCAACAACUCCACCGAAGCCCCAGCGUCCAGCAGCCGUUGUUGUCAAUCUCAGGCCAGUUCCUUCCUCCACGUCAACGACAAUAAGACCUUCUGUACCUAAUGUAACUAACAAGACGACCCCUCCUAUUGAAACCAAAAACAAUUCCGAACCGACAACGACUUCCAAAAGUGUCUUGCUUAAUAGUCUUAAUCAAAUGAACAGCAACGUCACGUGGAUAGCCAAACCGACGUCACAACUCGUGACGAGCAACACGACCUCAUUUGCCGACGCUGAUUACGAAUAUUACGAUUACGACGAGACUACGUUACAAACAACAUCGCAAAGUACAACUGCAAUCGCUAAGACCACAACCAAGGCUUUAACUUCUACCGCUAGGGCUUUUACUAGCCCACCGGUAACUACGUUGACUGUACGACAGAAUCUAGAACGACAAGUGACUACUAGCACAACGACAAAAGCGACCACAACGACACUGAGUCCUUUCCUUACCACAACCACAGCACCGCCCAAUGUAGGAAUCUUGAACGGCCUGACACGGGCAGGUGGGGCCGGAAUCAGCAUCGGAAUCGCAUCGGCAGCCUAUGCAGCUAUUGCUCUCUUUGGAAUCCCUUUCAUAGGUCGCCGGAGGAGAUCAGUCAGUGAACUUACAUCUGAUUACAAUCCCGACUAUCGUCAUCAUUGGUUGGUGGACAACUAA